UCUUCUGGUGAGAAAUGGCUCCCAAAACCAUUAAAUCUGCUAUAGCAGACGCGCUGGAGGAUCUGUCAGAGGAAAACUUCAAAAAGUUCUGCACCAGGCUGCUGGACCGCAAGGAAGAGCCGAGAGUCCGGCGCAGGCAAGUGGAGGGAAAAACCUACCUAGAGAUCACUGACCUCCUGGUUUCUACCUUUACCGAGGUUAAAGCUCUACAGGUGACUGUGGAUCUGUUGAUGGAGGCAAGGUGCGGGAACGAUGCCGAGGAACUCUUGAAAGAAACAGCUGCACUGCGCUCAGAGCUUGGUUCCAGUGAUGCUGCAAGACCAUCAGCUGGAGCAUCUGGUGGAGAUACCAUGGCAGACAAGCACUUUGUGGAUAAACACAGAAUGGCUCUAAUCCAAAGAGUGAGCAACAUUGCACCCAUUCUGGAUGGGCUCCUUUUCAAAGGUGUCAUCCAACAGGAGAGUUAUGAUAACAUCCGAGUUCUGCCCACCACUCAGAUGAAGAUGAGGGAGCUCUUCUGUGGUUGCUUGAAAGCUGGCCCUAACUGCAAAGAUGUCUUCUUGAAACUUCUUGAGGAAAAUGAGAAGUAUCUCAUUGAGGAACUCAAGAACAAAUAACUCUUUUGGAUAAAUUUUUAGGAUAUACAGCCCACCUAAAUAAAUAGGAAAUACUGAUUUUAGCACCAUUUUCCUGUGGAGAAAUGAAGAGUAUAUUCACUUCUGCACACACCACUGCACCACUGAUAACAUGAAUGUUUCAGCAGAACUGUGCCUCUUUCAAUGAGGGUCUUUUAAUUACAUCGCUUUAAAAAGAUUGAAUCCUGUUGCAGUCAGAAUAUGCAAAUAUUUAUCAUGUAAAUGUGGAUUAAUUAUCCCCUCCUAUCUUUUUUAUCAAUUUGCAUGAAAUGUAAUGCUUCCAUAUUUUAACCAUUUUUAAAUGUAAAUUAAAAGUGAAUUAUUAGAAUUUGUCUAAAAAUGCUUUGAGAUCCUAAUUUCUUGGAUAUUUUUUUUUUACCAAGUAGAAUCUAUUUACAUUUGGAGGGUAUUUUAAAAUGUCCUAUGUACAAUGAACUUCCUGUUAAACAUAAA
Molecule: messenger RNA, 1088 nt
Organism: Cheilinus undulatus (humphead wrasse)
Lineage: Eukaryota; Metazoa; Chordata; Actinopteri; Labriformes; Labridae
Product: apoptosis-associated speck-like protein containing a CARD
Exons: 4
Coding region: 15-617 (200 amino acids)
Biological process (GO): regulation of apoptotic process; innate immune response; inflammatory response
Source: RefSeq, a predicted model, not a curated record